Xenia sp. Carnegie-2017 is the source of this 787-nucleotide messenger RNA. Its product is annotated as coiled-coil domain-containing protein 103-like. Bases 89 to 781 code for a protein of 230 amino acids. Gene Ontology annotation, biological process: inner dynein arm assembly; determination of left/right symmetry; epithelial cilium movement involved in extracellular fluid movement. The record is from RefSeq and is a predicted model, not a curated record. The transcript is spliced from 2 exons. Lineage: Eukaryota; Metazoa; Cnidaria; Anthozoa; Malacalcyonacea; Xeniidae. Gene Ontology annotation, cellular component: outer dynein arm.
ACAAAAUUGUUGAAAUCUCAAACUGUAAAUAAACAAGAAAAUCGAUGAAAUUUUUCCCUUAUGAAUCUCAUCAAGAAAAUUUUGAACGAUGAACAAUGACGGAACAAUCAAUUUCGAAAAACUUGAAGAGCAGUUGUUGGUAGCCGUAGAAGAGGACGCGAAAUACAAGCGUGAAAACGAUGCUAAAUUUAGAGCUGUUGCUCAGAGAGUUGGAUCUUAUGAAGAAUUUAAAGAUAUCGUCGCUGCUUCUCAUCUGAAACCUUUGGAAAAAAAAGAUAAGGAAGGUUUGCACAAUCGAAAGCAACCUUGGAACCCUUAUGCAAACCAACAAUGUGAAAAGAAGGCAUCUUCUCAAAGAAUACAAGAAAAGGAUGUUUACGGCAUUCCUAAGAACAGUUACGACUUUCAAAAAUUCUGGCGAGCAUUUCAAAAAGACCAAGUAAAGCAGUAUGGUUUCUUGAUCAACACCAAAGGAUCCGUGCUAGGAAAUAUUUUUAAAGCCGAAAUUCCAAUGGGAUUGCUUGGAGAGUUUUUGAAUAUUUUAAACAAGAACUGGAAACAAGAAGAUGCUUUGAUAAUAUUUGACAUUUUAGACAAUAUUAGUCAAGUAAAGAGAUUUAAUCUAUCCCUGCAGUUUCUUAACAAGCAGGAGCGAGACGGUUCAGUUGAUUUAUUUGAAAAAUUGAAAACUGCCUUGAUUUUUAGUGAAAUGAAAAAUAGUUCCGGGUCUAUUGUUGAUGAGAAAUUGUUUAUAGCUUUGAAAUUAAAAUAUGAUGUUUAAUGAUUA